ACUUUUAUUUUGAAAAGCGUUAGCAAGCCAACCGGACUAUCCGUGAUCUCCUCCACUUCAGCACUCAUCACUUUUAAACACUUUAUUCAUUCACAUCCGAAGCUUUAAUCAUGAUGCAGUUCAUCCUCGGCUUCACUUUGGGGAAUGUGUUUGGGAUUUACCUCGCACAGAACUAUGAGGUUCCAAACAUCGCAAAGAAAAUCGAGGCCUUCAAGAAAGAUGUGGAAGCGAAGAAAAAACCUCCGGAGUGAAACCGAUGCCGAUGAAUCCCGGAUCUAUUUAUUAUGAAAAAUAGACGCAGACGAUAUCGAAGAAAUCUUUUGUUGAAAUAAAAAUCAUUUUAGAUCGCAUGAGUGUUAAAGAAGCCCAAAUUUUCAAUCAGCAGUGCCUAAAACUAUUUCUUUUUAAAAUUCUAUACUUGUAUUUACUAUUGUUUGUUAGAGUGCUGAAUGUAAUUUGGAUAUUUGUUACAUUAUGGAUCUGUUCAACAUCAGUUCAGUCUCUGAUACUGAGACUGUAUAAAGAAAGUGCAAUUGUGCUUUAUAAACCUACUGCAAGGCUUAAAGUUUUUUUUUUUAUUUUUAUUAACGCUAGAAGUUCAAUAUUUUGACCUUAAAGGUUUUACACAAAGACUGAGCCUGAACUGAUCCUGUAGUUCAUUAGCUUUAUAAAAUAUUUUAUUAAGCACUUAUGGUAAGAUUGAGUAAAUAAACAGUAUUAGUAAGAUUAGCACGAAUUCAUACAAACUGGACAAUGUAAUCGAUGUGUGAUCAUUUAAGAAUAAAAAUGCCAGUUCAGGGAAUUAA
Messenger RNA from Tachysurus vachellii, 806 nucleotides. RefSeq names its product short transmembrane mitochondrial protein 1 (gene stmp1). The transcript is spliced from 3 exons. Bases 111 to 251 code for a protein of 46 amino acids. NCBI's taxonomy places the organism in Eukaryota, Metazoa, Chordata, Actinopteri, Siluriformes, Bagridae. The record is from RefSeq and is a predicted model, not a curated record.